AUGUGUUCUUCGCAGGUGAUGUGCGUUCAGUACUGGCCGGCGAUGGUUGGCUGCUGCGACCACUACGAGGGAAUCAAAGUUGAACUGCUGAAAGAGGAGCAGCUGGCCAACUUCCAGAUCCGUACCAUCAGGCUCACCAGCGACGGCCAUUCAGAUUCUCGGGAGGUGGUGCAGUUCCACUACACUGAGUGGCCCUCACAUACGCAGCCCUUCAUUAACGCGCUUCUUGAGUUCCGCAGAAGGAUCAGAUUAUGGAUGAGAGCGAACAUAUUACCCGCUGAUGGCCCCACUAUUGUGCAUUGCAGUGACGGUGGUGCCAGAACUGGGGUCUUCAUGUCCAUCGAUGCCAACUUGGAAUUACACGAAGAAGAUGGGAAGUUCGAUCUAUAUGGUUACCUGAAGAAGAUGAGACAGGCACGCCGUGGACUUAUUGAGACAGUGGACCAGUACCGAUUUGUGUUUGAUGCUCUCGAGGAGUUUCUACUGUGCGGCUACUCUUUCUUCCCAGUCAGUGAACUCUCACAGCGGCUGAAGCAUAAAUCGAUGAAGGUCUUAGGCAACAAAAGCGAAUAUCAGUUGAAUUUGAAGCAGAACUCCUGUGCCAAAAACUCCAUUGUCGUUCUCUGUCCCAGUCUUUGGCACACGUCGGGAAAGCGGGCCAUUUUCGUACGUUUAUUUCGUGUGAACUUCUGCGGUUUCUCAGAGUUCACUGACGAGGAAAAGGCCAUCGGCGCUAUCCCCACGAAACCCAUCAACUCGGGCGAUCUCGAGAGGAUAUGCGCGGAACAUCGGAAGUAUCCUAUCCUUUAUAAGGUCGAGUUCCAGAUCACGUAG
Molecule: messenger RNA, 834 nt
Organism: Penaeus monodon (black tiger shrimp)
Lineage: Eukaryota; Metazoa; Arthropoda; Malacostraca; Decapoda; Penaeidae
Product: receptor-type tyrosine-protein phosphatase U-like
Exons: 7
Coding region: 1-834 (277 amino acids)
Biological process (GO): protein dephosphorylation
Molecular function (GO): protein tyrosine phosphatase activity
Source: RefSeq, a predicted model, not a curated record